UCUACCGUAAAGCAUUUCGGUGUUCCGACUGUCGAAGCCAACAUUUGACAAAACGCUUCCUCUAAACGGAACAGCUUAUAUUUACAUUUAGUAGUUUAGAUACAGAUAAUUAAGAUGGCAGAGAAAUUUGAUAACCUGGAGGAGCAUCUGGAGAAAUUUAUCGAGAAUAUUCGACAGCUGGGAAUCAUCGUUAGUGAUUUUCAGCCCAGCAGCCAGGCAGGACUCAACCAGAAACUGAAUCUGAUGAUCUCUGGACUGCAGGACAUAGAGAAAUGUCGCCAGCAACUGCACGAGAUCAACGUUCCUCUGGAGGUGUUUGAAUACAUUGACCAAGGUCGAAACCCACAGCUGUACACGAAGGAAUGUCUGGAGCGAGCCUUAGCCAGGAACGAGCAGGUCAAAGGGAAGAUUGACACCAUGACGGUAAGAGAUAGUCCCAGGGUCACUGAGAUUCCCCUCCAAUGA
This is a messenger RNA of Notothenia coriiceps (black rockcod), 465 nucleotides long. It is a transcript of the gene med10, whose product is annotated as mediator complex subunit 10. Gene Ontology annotation, molecular function: transcription coregulator activity. The record is from RefSeq and is a predicted model, not a curated record. The transcript has 3 exons. Bases 115 to 465 code for a protein of 116 amino acids. Gene Ontology annotation, cellular component: mediator complex. Gene Ontology annotation, biological process: regulation of transcription by RNA polymerase II. Lineage: Eukaryota; Metazoa; Chordata; Actinopteri; Perciformes; Nototheniidae.